This is a messenger RNA of Hyaloperonospora brassicae, 1635 nucleotides long. Lineage: Eukaryota; Oomycota; Peronosporomycetes; Peronosporales; Peronosporaceae. The record is from the annotation of a GenBank genome assembly.
AUGUUCGCCGCCCGACACGUCCGCGCGCUACGCCGCCACCCGCUCCAGCGGCACUCGCGAUGGCAGAGCGCUUUGGUCCACGAAACCGCCUCGUCGAUCCCCACGCCAGCGAUGCGCAAAUUGGCCUUCCAAGACACACUGGAGACGGCGCGGGAACGCGCACUGGCAGGCGGCGGCGCCGAACGCGUGGCGAGACAGCACGCGAAGGGGAAACUCACGGCCCGCGAGCGCAUUGAGCUGCUGGUGGACGAGGGCACUUUCCGCGAGUACGACAUGCUCAAGUCGCAUCGGUGCGCCGACUUUAACAUGGAGAAGCAGCACUAUCCUGGAGACGGCGUUGUGACUGGCCGCGGACUCAUUAACGGUCGACUCACGUUCGUCUUUAGUCAAGACUUUACCGUCUUUGGCGGCAGUCUGUCCGAGACGUAUGCGGAGAAGAUUGUCAAGAUCAUGAACAAGGCCAUGGAACUAGGCGCGCCACUCAUUGGACUGAAUGACUCUGGUGGAGCUCGGAUCCAGGAAGGCGUGGCAUCGCUCGCAGGCUAUGCCGACAUUUUCCAGCUGAAUGUACUGGCGUCGGGUGUCGUCCCGCAGCUGACAAUGGUCAUGGGGCCAUGUGCUGGCGGAGCUGUGUACUCGCCUGCGAUGACGGACUUCAUCUUCAUGUGCCGGGACUCGUCGUACAUGUUUGUAACGGGCCCAGAGGUGGUCAAGACGGUGACGAACGAAGAGGUGACGCAAGAAGAGCUGGGGGGCGCUGCGACGCACACCAAGACGUCUGGCGUUGCGCACUGUGCGUUUGACAACGACGUCGAGGCGAUUCGUGAGAUGCGCCGCUUUUUCGACUUCUUGCCGCUCAACAACAAAGAGAAGCCGCCGGUGCGCAAGUCAGACGACGACCGUCACCGUCCGGUGCCCACGCUCGAAAGCAUUGUGCCUCCUGACCCGAACGUGCCGUACAACAUGAAGGACAUUAUCCACCAGGUCGUGGAUUCGUUCGACUUUUUCGAGAUCAUGCCCGACUACGCAAAGAACAUCAUUGUUGGUUUUGGUCGUAUGGAAGGCCGUGUCGUGGGCAUCCUGGCGAAUCAGCCCAUGGAGCUUGCUGGCUGUCUGGACAUUAACUCGUCCGUCAAGGGUGCGCGUUUCGUACGUUUCUGCGACGCGUUCAACAUUCCCAUCGUAACGCUGGUCGACGUUCCGGGUUUUCUACCGGGUGUGGACCAAGAGUACGGUGGGAUCAUUCGGCAUGGCGCAAAGCUACUGUACGCCUACGCCGAGGCGACGGUACCCAAGAUCACCAUCAUUACGCGCAAGGCAUACGGUGGCGCGUACGACGUCAUGAGCUCAAAGCAUCUUCGGGGCGACAUCAACUAUGCGUGGCCGUCAGCUGAGGUUGCCGUGAUGGGAGCCAAGGGCGCAGUGGAGAUUAUUUUCCGCGGGCAGAACGUCGAGGAGAACACUGCGGACUACGAGGAAAAGUUUGCCAAUCCUAUGGUUGCAGCCCAGCGUGGAUUCGUGGACGACAUUAUCGAGCCUGUCCACACGCGCCGUCACAUCUGCGAAGACCUGGACAUGCUGGCGACGAAAGACGUCAAGAACCCAUGGAAAAAGCACGGCAACAUUCCGCUGUAG